Messenger RNA from Chinchilla lanigera (long-tailed chinchilla), 2428 nucleotides. RefSeq names its product AFG3-like protein 1. Lineage: Eukaryota; Metazoa; Chordata; Mammalia; Rodentia; Chinchillidae. Gene Ontology annotation, cellular component: membrane; m-AAA complex. The record is from RefSeq and is a predicted model, not a curated record. Gene Ontology annotation, molecular function: metalloendopeptidase activity; ATP hydrolysis activity; zinc ion binding. The transcript has 17 exons. The coding region runs from base 166 to 2307 and encodes 713 amino acids. Gene Ontology annotation, biological process: mitochondrial protein processing; protein-containing complex assembly.
GUGAGGACGGCGGCGGCCGCUGGCCGGUUCCGGCGGGAGUGGUGCACGCCCUGCGUCUCCGGCCCCGCCCCGGCCCCUCUUCGCCUUUCCCCGACAACCGAGCGCCCUUCCCGCUCGUGCCUCCAGGGAGUCCACCUUCAGCAGCUGGCUCUGCAGGGGAGACUGAUGUCAUUUUCCCAAUGGCUGUGUUCAAAACCACCCAAAGGGUUUGAGAAAUUCUUUGAGAGGAAUGCAAGAAACACAAACUCAGAAAAAUCAGUAGCUCCAAGGAAAGAAACUGGCAAACCAAAGAAUGCUGGGUCUGGAGGAGGUGGAGGCAAGAGAGGAGGAAAAGGGGAUGAUUUUGCCUGGUGGAAACGGAUACAGAAGGGAGAGUUUCCCUGGGAUGACAAGGAUUUCCGAAAUCUGGCUGUUUUGGGCGCAGGCGUUGCUGUGGGAGUUUUCUACUUCUAUUUUCGAGAUCCUGGAAAAGAGAUUACCUGGAAGCACUUUGUGCAGUAUUACCUGGCCAGAGGCUUGGUGGACCGGCUAGAAGUCGUGAACAAACAGUUUGUGCGGGUUAUUCCUGUCCCAGGAACCUCUUCUGAGAAAUUCGUGUGGUUCAACAUUGGCAGCGUUGAUACCUUUGAGCGGAACCUGGAGUCUGCUCAAUGGGAGCUGGGGAUCGAGCCCAUCAACCGGGCUGCAGUAGUCUACACAACUGAGAAUGAUGGCUCUUUCCUGCGAAGCCUGGUACCCACUCUUCUCCUGGUUGGCAUCCUUCUCUAUGCUGUGAGGAGGGGCCCAAUGGGAGCCGGGCGUGGCAGGCGAGGAGGGGGCCUCUUCAGUGUUGGUGAGACAACAGCCAAGAUCCUAAAGAACAACAUGGAUGUGCGAUUUGCAGACGUAGCUGGCUGUGAAGAAGCCAAAUUGGAAAUUAUGGAGUUUGUGAAUUUCCUGAAGAACCCGAAGCAGUAUCAGGACUUAGGAGCCAAAAUUCUGAAGGGAGCCAUGCUCACUGGUCCGCCUGGUACUGGCAAAACGCUUCUUGCCAAAGCAACCGCAGGGGAGGCCAGCGUGCCCUUCAUCACUGUGAAUGGGUCGGAGUUCCUGGAAAUGUUUGUUGGUGUUGGGCCAGCAAGGGUACGUGACAUGUUUGCAAUGGCCAGGAAAAAUGCUCCUUGCAUCUUAUUCAUCGAUGAGAUCGAUGCAAUUGGCCGGAAGCGAGGCCGUGGGCACCUUGGGGGUCAGAGUGAACAGGAGAACACCCUGAACCAGAUGCUUGUAGAGAUGGAUGGAUUCAACUCCACCACCAAUGUGGUGGUACUGGCAGGCACCAACCGCCCUGACAUCCUCGACCCAGCCUUGAUGCGCCCUGGCCGCUUUGACCGCCAGAUUUAUAUUGGUCCCCCUGACAUCAAAGGCAGAUCAUCCAUCUUCAAGGUCCAUCUGCGCCCGCUCAAGUUGUCCGAAAACCUCAGUAAGGAUGCCCUGGCACGGAAGCUGGCAGCUCUCACUGCAGGCUUCACUGGUGCUGAUAUUUCUAAUGUGUGCAAUGAAGCCGCAUUGAUUGCAGCCCGCCACCUGAGUCCUUCCGUUCAGGAGAAGCACUUCGAGCAAGCCAUUGCGAGGGUCAUUGGAGGCCUUGAGAAGAAGACCCAGGUCUUGCAGCCCAGUGAAAAGAUGACUGUGGCCUACCAUGAGGCUGGGCAUGCGGUGGUGGGCUGGUUCCUGGAGCACGCAGACCCCCUGCUGAAGGUGUCCAUCAUCCCGCGGGGCAAGGGGCUUGGCUACGCCCAGUAUCUGCCCCGGGAACAGUACCUCUACACGCGAGAGCAGCUCUUCGACCGCAUGUGCAUGAUGCUGGGAGGCCGGGUGGCUGAGCAGCUGUUCUUUGGGCGAAUUACCACGGGGGCGCAGGAUGACCUAAGGAAAGUCACACAGAGUGCCUACGCGCAGAUUGUACAGUUUGGGAUGAGUGAGAGGCUGGGCCAGGUGUCCUUUGACCUCCCACAAAGAGGUGAGGCUCUGGUGGAGAAGCCCUAUAGCGAGGCCACUGCCCAGCUCAUUGAUGAGGAGGUUCGGCACCUCAUCGGCUCUGCCUAUGAUCGCACGCUAGAACUGCUGACUCAGUGCCAGGAGCAGGUGGAAAAGGUGGGCCGGCGGCUUCUCGAGAAGGAGGUGCUAGAGAAGGCUGACAUGGUCGAGCUGCUGGGCCCACGGCCCUUCGUGGAGAAGUCCACUUAUGAGGAGUUUGUGGAGGGCACUGGCGGCCUGGAGGAGGACACAUCCCUUCCUGAGGGGCUGAAGGACUGGAACCGGGGAUAGGAGGAGGGGGGCACUGAGCAGCACUUGCAGGGGAGCCCCACGUAGCACUGCUGUGGUCCGAUCCUCUGAGAGCAUCUGUCAGAACCACCAGAAAGCACAUUAAACCAGUGACAACCACAAA